AUGUCGACAUCCGGAACACUGACUAGUUAUUACGUCGAUUCCCUCAUUCUACCCGAGAGCGAGGAGCUUUCUGUUCCGAGAUACCCCUCCGGUCCUGGGCUCCAGCACGCCCGUCAGUCCGCCUCCUCCAUCGGCGACCACCGCGAGCUCGGGACCUGCACCUUUCCGUCCAAACCUCUGUGUUCGGGCACCAUGGACCACGUUCCUGCUCAGUUUCCCGGUAGCGUUUCCUCUGUGUAUCACAACCACUAUGGGCAUCCAGGGCCCGGUGGGUGCAGAACAGACGGCCGCUAUCAGUCGUGGCUACUGGAACCCAUGUCCGGUUCUCUUCCCAUGGCCGGAUUAACCACGACCCAUCACUACGGUCACACCGGGGGUCUCGGAGCGCGAGUUGACGGCGCGUUGCCCGGCUCUCACACAGUGCUACUCUCUGAUUACGCAAACGGCACGGUGGCCACGGCAUCACCGGGAGAGAAGGACGCACUGUCCGGCCAGACAGGGGACAUAAACGGGGAGCCUGAGGAGAAACCGGGCCUCGAUCCAAAUAACCCAGUGUCCAACUGGCUCCACGCGAGUGCCACGAGAAAAAAGCGCUGUCCGUACACCAAACACCAGAUCCUGGAGCUGGAGAAAGAGUUCCUCUUUAACACCUACCUGACCAGAGACCGUAGGUACGAGGUUGCGAGGCUGCUAAACCUCACCGAGAGACAGGUUAAAAUCUGGUUCCAGAACCGCAGGAUGAAGAUGAAGAAGUUUAAUAAAGACGGCGCACCGAAAGACGACUGACUGAGCUGUAGUGUUUUCAGUAUUUAGGCUGUUAGGCUGCGAGCUUUGUGUGUCGAAGCUCUUAACCCUGCUGGACCUUGUUUUUAAACUUCAUUGUCUUACUGUCUAUAUAACAGAAGCUAUUAGACUUAUUUGUCUUGUAAAAAAAAAAAAAAGCAUGUUGGGCUUCACUUUGAUGCGACUACCUUUAUAUUGCACAAUUUUAACAGUGCCCACUCGUUUUUAUUUUUCCUUAUGUUGAUUUUUAAAAAUAAUACCUCGUUAAAUUGUAUUAGUUGGCCUGGUCUCUGUGCUUGUUUGUGAAUGGAUGUUUCUAGCUGUGUUCGUUCUGGUUUGUAGCUUUAUUUGUUGUCUGUUUCAGAGUCAUUUGAGCGUAGAGUUUGUAAAAUGUAAUUAUUUUAUUGUUGUGUGUUUUCCCUAGAACUAUGACUGAUGACCAUGAGUUUAAAUCUAGCAUUGGAAAUACAGACAAGAGCGCAUUUUUACAGUAGGUCCUAAUACCUCAGAAACCUCCUUGAAAAUGCUCCAAAUUGAAAAUGUUCUAGUAGCUAUAUACAUGACUACCUAUGUCCUCCAACUACCUACAAUAACCCAUUAUUUUUAGAUGGCGGAUUCUUGUAGAUUUGCUUGCAGUAGAUGCUGAAAUAUGAAUUCAGGGAGUAGCUAACAUGUUAAAAGUACAUAAUGUUUGUUAGUGAGAGAAAAUAACUCCAAACACUGUAGGCUACUUAUUGAUUACCUCACGGUCUACCGACCGGCUGACUUUUGGUUCACAAAUGUAAUUUGUACUUUAUUAUUAAAUAAAACAAAUUAUAUCUGCGAAUGUG
Notolabrus celidotus (New Zealand spotty) is the source of this 1613-nucleotide messenger RNA. It is a transcript of the gene hoxa9a, whose product is annotated as homeobox A9a. The record is from RefSeq and is a predicted model, not a curated record. Gene Ontology annotation, molecular function: DNA-binding transcription factor activity, RNA polymerase II-specific; RNA polymerase II cis-regulatory region sequence-specific DNA binding. Gene Ontology annotation, cellular component: nucleus. Gene Ontology annotation, biological process: DNA-templated transcription; embryonic skeletal system morphogenesis; anterior/posterior pattern specification. Lineage: Eukaryota; Metazoa; Chordata; Actinopteri; Labriformes; Labridae.